Microbotryum saponariae is the source of this 3168-nucleotide messenger RNA. The record is from the annotation of a GenBank genome assembly. Lineage: Eukaryota; Fungi; Basidiomycota; Microbotryomycetes; Microbotryales; Microbotryaceae.
AUGCCCCAUUCGUCGUCAUCGUCGCUGUCGCACGGGCACUCGCACCACGUCGAGCCGCUCGAGAUUCACCUCGAAUCGUCCGAGCUCGUAUUGCGAGGCCUUACCGGCGAGGACCUCGAGCCGGCUGUGCUCAAUGGUGAGCUCGUACUCAACCUCCACGACACCACCACCCUCAAGGAGAUCAGUCUCAACUUUACGGGAACGUAAGUGUGCUUCCUUGCCGCAAUCAUAUACCCUCCGGACGUCUCUUGCGGGCGAACUUGCACGGUGCUCCCCCGUUCGGGAAGCGAUCCCAAUCACAGGUCCUAAUCGCUCUCAUCCCCGGAAAGCUGAUUGAUGCGAUACGCUCUCUUACCCUUGCAUCGUUCUUCCUCCUUCCCCCUGUCCACAGAGCCAAAGUCAGUUGGAGGGACACGUCCACACACCAUCACGACUUCCCACUGUUCUAUCACGACUUUGCCUUCCUCAACCCGUCCUCGAGCUCGACGCCCCACCCGGCGAUCAAGCACUCGCACCCGCACACGCUCAAAGCCGGGCGACAUGUGUUCCCCUUUUCGCUCCAUAUACCCGGAUCUCUACCUGCUAGUCUGAGGACCUACUCCGGCGCGUGCAUGAUCGAGUACAAGCUCAAGGCCGUCGCAGCCCGCUCCGGAUUCGCCGCCGCGGACUGGAGGGCCAAGCGGGUCGUCAAGAUCACCCGCGGCUUUGGCGUCGAUGCGGUCGAGUACAACCAGACUUUGGAGAUUGGUGCGUGUCUGAAUCACAUUUCGAAGACUAUGCCACGAGCGCAGCUAAUUCGACACGUUGGCUUCAACGCCCUACCCCCCUUUCGUCCCAUGUGCGCCCCGCCUGCUGGCACCCCUUUACCGCCCCACUUUCACCAUUGCCGAUCUUCGCUUCGGGCCUCUCUCGAUCAUGCCAAUCAGAAAACACCUGGCCCGGCAAGGUGAGCGGUAACCGGUAGUGAGGUGCAGCUUACACUCCGAGAAGCCGCUCACUGUGAGACUGUACCCCUCGCUUUAGGUCAUGUACGCCUUCACGAUUCCCCACAAGGCCUACGCCGCUGGCGAGACCGUCCCCGUUUUGGUCAAGUUCUCACCCCUCGCAAAAGGGGUGCGCAUCGUAUCAUUGGUUACUACCAUUCGCGAGCAUACGUAAGUGUUGUGGUCCCUUCGGCCAACUCUCCUCUUGUGCUGAUGAGCAACGUUUGGUUCCCCACACAGCACCGUGCACACCAAAAGUUCGUCGCACUCGGAAGCUCGGGAUGCCACCGUUGUCAAGUACAACUUUGUUUCCGACCAAGGCACGUCGAACGCCGCGGCAGCUCUGGCCCGACCCGAUUUGCCGCACCCAAUCCGCGUCGAGUCCAGCGGUCCUCUGGCCUCACCUGCUCUCGACCACGCCGCAGGCGGCUUCAGCCGCUCCUUCUCUGGGGCUGGCCGGAACGGGAACGCGAUUGCGGGAAGUAGCUCAGGCGGUACCCGUGCAUUACCUCCGCAUGCCCAUCUGGCCGGUGAAGGCGAGGAUCCGGCAGGUGAGGACCCACUCGUUGAUGAUGGACAAGAUACUGAAGUCGAUGUCGUCGUCGAGGUGCCGGUACCUGUCUGGACUUGCCCGACCCACAACGUGCACCCGUGCUUCAUCAACCAUAAGAUAAAAUGGAGCGCCUUCAUCCGAAACCCCGACGGUCAUGUAUCCGAGUUGCGGUGUGCCCUGCCGAUCCACAUCCUCUCGCCGACGCUGGCGGAGGAGGCCCAACUCGCCUCGGCCGGAUCGCGCAACUUGCUCUUUGGAGAGUCCGGGGUGCUGGCCCAUUCCGAUGUUCCUCAAGUCGACCUCCCUUCCUACCAAGACCAUGUGCGGGACCGAGUCGCGAAUGCCGAGACGGCGUCCUACUUUUCGCUGGCCUCUGGAUUCCUCCCGACUCCGUGGAGUCACCGAUCUCCUGGUGUCACCCCGGGGCCGGGCACACCGGGUGCAGGAGCGACACCUGCGCAUUCACCUCCUAACUCGAGACCUGCUUCGCCUCACCGGAGCCACAGCAGUAGCAGUGCGCACCUCCACCAUGGGUUCAGUGGCCUUUCGGCGCUCUCGCAGCAGCACCGAGCCCACCGCGAUGGGUCAAGACGAAGUUCGGGCACGGCGACCCCUAUAACGACCCCGCCAGGAGACGGAUACGACUUUGACGAGGAUCAUCCCGAGGACCACCGCCAUUGGUUCGAUUCCGAGUUGAUGAACACGCUCACGCUCGAUCACACCUCCCCUGCCGGCUCAAGACCAAGUUCGAGGCCAGGAAGUCGUCCGGGAAGUCGACCGGGCAGCCGUCCGGGCAGUCUACCCGGCUCGCGACAGUCCUCGAGGCCAGGGAGUCCGGAGCGACGUCACUCGGGCCCUCCUACACCCAACAAUGGAGCAGCUAGCACCGCACCUAUUGCCGCGUCUUCAGGUGGUGGCAGCGGUGGCUUGUUCCACCUUCAUAUCCCCAAACCGCUGCGACCGCUCACCUCCUUCUCACGCAACGGCUCGAGCUCAUCUCUCCAACAUGCUUCGGGAGGUCACUCGCAUGGUUCUUCGGGCAUGAGCUCUCCACCGAUCUCCACAGCGUUCGACCACCACCCUUCGGCAUCCGCUCUGUCGCAUGCGUUGGCGAUGCAUGCCGCCAAAACGCAACGAGCGUCGUCGUCGGCUCCCGUUGAAACGCACACGCAUGCGGUCAUGUCUAACUCGACCUCGACCUCGCAUACUCCUCCACACUCGGCAUCACCGAGUACCUUGGCGACGGUCCCACCUGCAAAUUCGGCGAUUGCGCUGGCGGGUUCUACUUCAGCGUCGUUAACGGCUUCUUCCCCAUCGCCGGUGCCGUCACCUUUGUCCUCCUCUCACCGCAGCGCGCAUGCGCACGGGCUAGGCACGAUUGGUAAUCACCGACACCACCACCAUCAUUCGCACCAUCAUGGACCGAACCACCACGACGGGGAAGAGGACAUCGAGGAAGAGUCAGAGCCCGUGGACUGGUUAUCGAGGGUACCGGAUUACGAGGUAGCUUCGCGAGGGUUCUUGGGAGGUGGGGUGACGCCCAUUUCGGCUUCGAUGGGCUUACCUUCGUACGAUGAGACGGAUGGGUCUGUUCGGACGACAACGACGAGUUCGCUGCCAGUGUUGGGGUGA